AUGCGGCCGCCGCCGCCAGCGCUGAGGCUGAGCGCGCUGCUGCUGUUCUUCCUCUGCCUGUGCGCGUUCCCCGCCCCGGCGCGGUCGCAGAACACGACCACGGCCACGCCCGCGCCGGCGUCCGUCGAGGGGUUCAACUGCUCCGCCAACCGCACGUACCCGUGCCAGGCGUACGCGCUCUACCGCGCCGGCUUCGGGGGCGUGCCGCUCGACCUCGCGGCCAUCGGCGACCUCUUCGCCGUCAGCCGCUUCAUGGUCGCGCACGCCAACAACCUCUCCACCGCCGCCGCGCCGGCCAACGGGCAGCCGCUGCUCGUGCCGCUCCAGUGCGGCUGCCCCUCGGGGUCCCCCAACUCCUACGCGCCGAUGCAGUACCAGAUCGCCUCGGGGGACACCUACUGGAUCAUCUCCACCACCAAGCUGCAGAACCUUACGCAGUACCAGGCCGUGGAGCGCGUGAACCCCACGCUGGUGCCCACCAACCUCGACGUCGGCACCAUGGUCACGUUCCCCAUCUUCUGCCAGUGCCCGGCCAAAGCCGACAACAACGCCACCGCGCUCGUCACCUACGUCAUGCAGCCCGGGGACACCUACGCGUCCAUUGCCGCCGCCUUCUCCGUCGACGCCCAGUCGCUCGUCUCCCUCAACGGGCCCGAGCCGAGGACGCAGCAGUUCGCCGAGAUACUGGUGCCGCUCCGCCGACAGGUGCCGAAUUGGCUGCCCCCAAUCGUGCUCCGGAACAACGCCUCCGCGACGCCAGCGUCCCCGCCGCCCUCGGCUUCUCCCAACGCGACCGUGGUGAGCAACGACCGGAACGGGGUGGUCACCGGCCUUGCCGUCGGGCUGGGCGUCGUCGGCGCGCUCUGGCUGCUGCAGAUGCUGCUGCUGGUCUGCUUGUGCAGACGGCUCAAGGCGAAGGGACGACGAGGUGACGCGGUGGCGAGCGGCGACCGCGUCGAGGGCGGCAGGUUCGCUAAGACCUCGUCCGCCUCCGGCGGCGGCGGGGAGAGGUUCCUGGUCAGCGACAUAUCUGAGUGGCUGGACAAGUACAGGGUGUUCAAGGUGGAGGAGCUGGAGCGCGGCACCGGGGGAUUCGACGACGCGCACCUCGUCAACGGCAGCGUGUACAAGGCCAACAUCGACGGCGUGGUGUUCGCCGUGAAGAAGAUGAAGUGGGACGCCUGCGAGGAGCUCAAGAUCCUGCAAAAGGCCUAUUGA
Molecule: messenger RNA, 1218 nt
Organism: Miscanthus lutarioriparius
Lineage: Eukaryota; Viridiplantae; Streptophyta; Magnoliopsida; Poales; Poaceae
Source: the annotation of a GenBank genome assembly